Debaryomyces hansenii CBS767 is the source of this 3606-nucleotide messenger RNA. RefSeq lists its product as uncharacterized. Gene Ontology annotation, biological process: ribosome biogenesis. The transcript has a single exon. Gene Ontology annotation, cellular component: nucleolus. NCBI's taxonomy places the organism in Eukaryota, Fungi, Ascomycota, Pichiomycetes, Serinales, Debaryomycetaceae. Bases 1 to 3606 code for a protein of 1201 amino acids. The record is from RefSeq and is a predicted model, not a curated record.
AUGGAUACAUUGAAUACAGCAGAAGGCGUAACACGUUUUCUAAGAGCGAAAGGUGGCUCGUUGGACAAGAUUGUAUUAACUGCAAAUCAAAUUCUAGAUGACACUAUAAACGUCCACUUGCCUAACAAACACAUUUUCAUCUUCGAUUUGUUAUGCGAUAGAUUCAACGAUAACAACCACUUUAAGAACUGGAAAUACGAUACCCAAUGCUGGAUCUUAUUCAGAAAAGUAUGGAUAGGCUUAGAUAAUGAUAAAAUAUCUAGGAAUAGAUCGAUGAAAAAGCUAAAAUUCGUUGAUUUACUUACAAACAUAUUAAAAAACUCUAAUCAAAAAGCAGACGUCAAGCUAUUGGAAAAUGUGAUGCAAACAACUAAUAUAGUCAUGAACGAUUUUUACAUUGAAAUUGAUGACAAUUCGUCGAUUAACUUACUUGCAUCCUACGUUACGUCUUUAAAUCAUUUAUACAACGAAAUCAAUUUCAGUGACGAAAUUAUCAACGACUGGACCGAUGUAAUCUACAAACUUUAUCAAAUACCUCAACUCAACGUUAACUAUAAGUAUAGUAAGAAGAGUGUAACCAAAUUCUUCGGAGAAUUUAUUCCACCAGCAUUACAUUUUAUCAAAAGCGAAGAAGAAAAAUCUAACUUAUCUCAGUCUAAAACUAUAAUUCAGAACAUAAUAUGCAAAGUGAUAUUUAAUAAGGAUUCAAUUGGUGGCUUGAAGGGAAACAUCGAAUUGCUUUUAUCUAAAUAUGCUAAUGAUAUUUCGUUCGAAUCACUCAAGUAUUUGUUCGUUUUGGUUAUAAACAACUUAUCAAGCAAAGAUAUGAAACUAUGUGAAGAGGUUUUCCUCUCUAUAAUCAACACUAAAAAGUUCAAUCAAAUGUCUGAAACAUUGUUAGAAAUAUUAUCAAGUGUCAAUAAAUCAUUAUCAACUGAAUUUUUCUCGUCGAUCUAUGAUAAAGAAGUUAAAUCUAAUUCUAAAAAUAACAUAAACUGGAGUUUGGUCAUCCAUUUAUUCAAUUUGGAUAUCGAAUUGGCAAUGAAUAAUGCCGAAGAGGUUCUCUCAAAUAUACCAAGUAGUGUGAACAGUAAAACUAUAUUAGAUAUUGGUAAAAGCGUAGCAGAGGCCUACAUUAAAGCAAGGGAGUUUGUUGAGUUUUUUCAAAAUAUUUGGAUUAAUAUAAUUCGUAAAGCUUCAAUUUGGAGAUCUAGUGAAUUCAUUGAUAUCAUCUCAAGCAAAAUCAAUAACUUGUCCACGAAUCAGUUGAACAUAUUGUUAUCGUUUUCAUUUGGACAGAGUGAUGCCUUACCUUUGACAAAUUCCAUUAUUAAAGGUUUGUUGAUUUGCCCAUUAAAUAAAGUUGAAUCUGUCAAGAAGCUCCUACUUAGUCAAAGUAAACUAUUCACUGAACCGACAAGUAGCUUCUGGGAAAUUAGAUUCUAUAUUUUGUGUUUGUAUAAUGAAGAGGUAUUGGAAAACAACCCGAAGUUUAUCUCCUAUGUUUCCAAUUCACCUGUCUGUUCCUCAGAAUAUUAUUAUUAUACCAUAUUUCGUCUUAUCGAAAUUACAGGAAAUGAUGGAUCGUUUAACCAAUAUAAUAAAGACUUCGUUAAAUAUUUGAAGACCUUGAAAUCAGAUAAGAUUCGUUAUGUGCUUAUGACUUUAUUUAAUAGAUGGUUGGUACUAAUUGACAAAUUCUUUUCGAAAUCACAAACUCUUGAAAUCAUGAGGUUAUAUUUGAAUCAAUUAGAUUUUGGAUCAUAUCUUUUGAACUACUUUGAAAAUAAUGGUGACGUUUUUUUUGAACAGAGGAACAUGGUUGAUGCUUUACUAAUUAUAUUAAUUGAAAACUUUGCUAACGGAAUAAAUGACGGCUCAGUUGGUUUUAUCAACUUGAUAUCGGUUAUCCCAGUUCAAUGCUUUGAUAAGUAUUCCAAGAAAAAGUUAAUCGACGCGAUAUUUGGAUCAUUUAGUUGCUCCCAAGAUAAUGACGUUAAUGUGUCUUCCAGGGUUGCCUUAAGGCAUUUAUUAAUUCAACCCUCUUUUAAAUCAUCAAUUGAAUUGGAUUUCAAGUUAUCAUUAAAAUUAAUGGAAACAUCGGUACAAACUUCAUUACAAUUAUCUAAUGAAAUCCUACAAUCUAUCUGGAACCAAAAUUUAAGCCAGUACAGCGUGGAAACAAACAAAACCUAUAUCUUGGAAUCGAUUCAGUAUUUGAAUGAUUUCUUCAAAGGUUUUAAAACAAAGAAUAUUUUGGAGCUACCGUCAGAAUUUCAAGCAGCAUUAGUCAUUAUUUUGACUAAUACAAAGCAUAAGAAUACUGACAAUAACCUUGAGGGAAUGAUAAAAGCAUUAAUUAACCUUUUUGUAAAGACCACAAAAGAACUUUUACAUAAGAUAAUUGAAAGCAAGAAGAAUAUAAACUACGAAAUUGUCUGUUGGUUGUUAAACUCGCUAUACUUAACAUCAAGUGAUGAUAGUGAGGAAGCACACGAUAUCCGUUCCUUAAUUAAGAUGAUCGGACAGAAAUUGCCCUCGGCCCAUAAUGAUCAAAUUAAUAAAGUUAGAGUAAUAUUAUUCAAAUUAUUAACGAACGUAUCAGGGCCUUCGUUUAAUGAUGCGGUCUUCAUUUCAAGUUUAUUUAUCUCGUUAGACGUGAAAUUCGGGGCUGAUAUUGAUGAGAUGACAAUGGCUUUGAUGUCAUAUCUUGACAAAAUUUCUGCAAAUGAAGAUGAUUUUAAAAUGUUCUAUGAAUUUGUAUUGCAUUCAGUCAAUACUGAAGAGGAUCCCAGAUACAUGUCUUCGUUGGUAAGAAUCACCAACUCGUUGAUCAAAUCUUUAAACAGAGAAUAUCAGGCGGAUUGUACCACUUUAUUUAUUAAGACGUUAUCAGUGUUUUUGACACAAUACAAGUUGAUUUCGUUAUCUGGACAUAACUCUAUAGUUUCCAUAUUGUCGACUUUGAAAACAAGCUUAAGUGGCAUGACCUGGUGCUUCAACCAAUAUGCGUUGGAAACUACGAUAUCUUUAAUAACAAGAGUUUCGUACUCUUUAAGUGAACCUGAAUUCGCCAAAUUGGAACAUGUUGUUGAUAUAUAUAUUCAAUUAACCCAUGUUAUGUCAAAUAUUUUGCUUUUCCAUAGGUUCAAGUUAUCAUCUCGUCAUCAUAUUAUAAUUAACGCAUGCGUUUCUUUGUUGGCACCUCUUUCGAUCAAAAAUCUCAAAUCUGAAAAUAAUUACUUAUCAUCAUCUACAAAGGCUACAGGUGCAUAUUCCCGUUUGUUAAGCAAUUUAUGUGAACCAUCAAAUACAUCAUCAAAGGAAAUGGUGCAAUCUUCAUUGAACUCUACAUCCGCAUUGAUCAAAAGAUCACUCAGAAAGCAUUUACCAAUACUUUUGUUAAACUAUAUUAAUAUUGCAUUGAAGAACAAUUUCAAAAGUGAAGUUAAUGAUGAAUUAAUGGGUGGUAUAUUUAGUAUUUUUAACGUUCUUUCUCAAACUGAAUUGCGACUUGUUAGUUCCUCGCUAGAUAUUCCUGGAAAAACAUAUUAUAGAACUUUAUACGCAGAUUAUAAAGAACAUGGUAAGUGGAAGGAUGAAUAA